Molecule: messenger RNA, 5689 nt
Organism: Macrobrachium nipponense
Lineage: Eukaryota; Metazoa; Arthropoda; Malacostraca; Decapoda; Palaemonidae
Product: treacle protein-like
Exons: 9
Coding region: 372-5024 (1550 amino acids)
Biological process (GO): receptor recycling; endosome organization; retrograde transport, endosome to Golgi
Cellular component (GO): trans-Golgi network; early endosome; recycling endosome
Source: RefSeq, a predicted model, not a curated record
GAGAGAGAGAGAGAGACGUUUAAGUCGCCAGUCUUUCUCUAUCUCUCUCAGUCUGGUCUUUACCUUCGAACGAGUUGCCGUUGUAAAGACGAGCGAGGGAGGGAGAGACUGUAUGUGUGUGUGCGUGCGUGCGUGCGCGCUAGUCUGUGUAGUUUUGGCAAACUCCGAUAUAUGGUUCAGAAUGAUAUGAUCUACAGUGACUUGUUUGACUCUACGGAAUAAAUCCGAAUGAAAGGAUAUUGAAAUUAGCUGUCGAUAAUAAGACUUUCGCCUCAUCAUUCGUAGGCCAGAAUGCUGUGACCCACAGUGACUUGUGUGAAUCUAGAGAAUAAAUUUGGGUGAGUGAAGAAUUCUUUUUCCAAAUAUCCGCCAUGUGCGAGGUGGAAUCCCCCGUCCUGACAGGAGAAGACAUCGCUUCUCCCACAGGACUCCUGAACGAGUCCUGUCCGGAGGGCAUCAUCAGGGAGGUCGAACGCGAGGAAGAAACUCUCCUAACGAAGUCCUCUUCUGGGGAGCCGGAGGAGGAAGAGAUUCCUCAGGAGGUCCUUCGAACCACGGAGGAGGAGGAGGCGCCCUCCGAGGAGGACGUAGAGGUGAGGCGGGGAUCGGUAGGAACCGAGGACCCCAAGGGAGACGAGCCCGAGAUCCCUCCUCCUCCUCCUCCUCAGGAGUCCAUUCCCGACGGAGACCUCUCGGAAGAACCGGAGGGCGUCGAUCCCUUCAAACCCGUCGGGAAGAGCGAGGUCAUCAACGGCGACCUCCCGAAGGAGGUGGUGGACCUAGAGGAUGAUGAUACGGCCCUCCUCCGCCAGGGCACGACCCUCCUGUCGGAACCAUCUUCCAAGGAUGGAAGGAGAGACUCGAAGACCGUCAGCUUCAGGGAACCCGAUAAACAGGAGGACGCCGUUGAGGAGAAUGACUCGGAAUCGAAGGAGCACCUGGCGCUGAACUCGACCUCCUCCAACGGCACCCGAGAGGGAGACGCCGACGGGGCCGUCGAGAAGAUGAGGUCGACCUCGAACAAGCAGCAGCAGAGGCCACUCGGCGAGAACAAUCCCGUCUACCGCCUGUCCAUGAAGCUGUCGCCGAAUCUUUUCAAUAUCCAGGAAAUCCCAGGGGCGAACCAACACCGGGAGGUGGAGAAGGCGGGCUACCUGACGAAGCUAAGCGGGCGCAGCUUCCCCUACAUUGCGCAGUGGAAGCGGCGCUACUGCGUGCUGUCCAAAGGGCGCCUCUACUACUACGAGCGGGAGGACAGCAAGUCCGGUGAGAAGAGCAACGGCGUCAUCAACCUCGAGUACUUCGACCAGGUAUCCGAGGCGGGACCCAAGGACUGCAAGAAGGCCACCAAUGUCUUCGUCAUCACCUCGCAGGACAGGAGCUUCUUCGACCCUGGUCGGCACCUGUUUUCAGCAGACACUCUGCCUGACCUGAAAGAUUGGGUGAGGAAGCUUCAGUCCGCCUUAGAACAGACCCGAAACAACAACCGACCCCCAACAGCGACUUCAGCUUCGCCUUCGAUCAAGAAAGACGGCGGGAAGAAACCCAAAGAACCAGCAACGACGACGACGACGACGACGACCCCGGAGACCAACUCCCAGAACAACACCAAAGAGAGAAAGAAGAAGAAGGAGCCUCAUCGACCACGAAAGUCCUCGAAGGUCGCCGACGUCCCAGACGGUCACCAAAACCCGGAGUCCGCUUCUGCAGAGCCUCCGUCAGCGACGCAAGUCAGGGAGUCCGAACUCCCCAAGAUGACGUCACCGAUCGGGAUCCAGCUCCCAGGAAUGACGUCAGUGCCAAGGGGGGGCGUGGCCCUCCCCGGGUUGUCCCCCACCAGGAAGGAGCCCCUUCCCGCCCCUGAGGACAAGAAGGAGACGGCCACCUCCGAGCAGACUGACGAAGGACUCCCCGUGGCUGGACCGACGUUGGCUUGCGUCAACAAGCAGAGGAACAAAGGACCUCAAGGACGCCGGGCUCCUCAGAACCGUCGAAGCCAUGCCGCCUCAGCCCUGAAGAAGCGAGCCAGCUCUUUGUCAGCCCUCGAACACCAAGACCUCAACGACAACAGUGAGGCUCAGUGGCUGAACAAAUCGCUGGACAUGCUGGACGAGGCCACCACCCCCGCGAGGAACGGCGAGUUGGCCACCGGUUGCGGCCCGGCGCUGCCCUACAAGGCCUACAAUUACUCUUCCGACGACGAAACGGACGACGACGUGGAAAAUUCCCAGUCGGAUUCAUUCCCCACUUCCGCAGCUGCCAUGCCCCCGCCCCCGCCCCCUCGAUCAGCCUCCUACGGCCUGGAACUGCGCCAGAACCCUCAGCUGGGUCAGACGGGUCAGCAGGCACUGCACAGGUCACUCGGCGACGCUAGGGGGUCAGGAGGGGACGUGAGGGGCUCCAAGCAUUCCUUGAGGGAGGGUCGUGUCUACGGCCUCGUGGGCGAGUGGCACGGCUGCUCCUCGGGAGAGCAGUGGAUAGGAUCCCACAGCUCCAUAGGGCAGAAUGGGGAGAUCCUCGGAAGUGCCUCGCCCGUGAUGGACGACCUGGACAACAUGUUGAUGAACCAGAGCAUCCAGCAGACGAGUUUGGCCGUCGACUCAGCCAGCGAGUCUGGCAGCGAAGGAAGCGGCUGUCGCCUGGGGAGCAAGCGAGGACACGCCUUGCAGCCGAACCACCACCACCACCACCCACCGGGAACCAAACAUUCGCAGCACUGCCACAAGAGGGCGGGUCCAGAUCUCACUCGCUUCGCUAUGGCGGUGAAGCAUCUUCAGAGGCACGUGGUGGAGAUCGACAGGGCCGUCUUCAGCAUGACAGGGGACAUGACAGGCACCAGGCAGGAUGUGACUUCCUUGAAAGAGGCUGUGCUCGCUCUGCAAGCAGACACAGACACAAUAACCACGACGUUAUCGCACCUCACGGAGGAAGCCAUUUCGGCUCAGCAGAAGAUCACCUUUGCAACGCAGAUGCCAGCCGCCUUUUUACCACCUGUGAAAGAAGCAGAGAAGGUGCGCAAAAUAGCCAACAUCGCCCUGAAGGAGGCAGAGCAGGCGAGACAGGAACAACUCAAGUCUAAGAAAGAGUACGAAGCUCUUUUAGACGACAUGAGAGCCACCAUGAAGGGUCUGAAAGAGUCUCAAGUCUCUUAUAGCUUUGGACAUUACAAGGCUUCUUUACCUACAUCGAUGAAUAGAGAACUGUCUACGUAUCCCAAGGGACAAGACGGCUCUAUAAGUAAGACCUCAUUGUCAAGAGUCAACAUUGAGCUGAAAGGUCCGACAUCCGGGUUCAGACCGGCGGAGGAGUGCUUGAAAAGUUCCUCCCCGAAGAGCAGUAGAGCAAGCGCUGAAAGUCAGCCGAGUUUGUCCGGAAGUUCAAAAGUUUCGGUAAGUUCCUCCCGUCCCGAGACAGAUUCUAAAACUGGAGAGGAGUCUUCGAAGUCUGCGACAUCUAAAAGCAGUAAAUCGACUGGUGAUAGUUUCACCAGUUCUUCCAGUAGCCCAAGAAUCUCGGGAAACUCGGAAAGUGGAGUUGGUGCUCCACCUCCUGUGUCCAAGUCAAGUUCCUUUACCCAGGUGAGUAACACGCCCAAAGUCCCUGCCUAUCAGUCUCUGUUUGCCAGACCUUCGAGUCUUAUAUCUGGACUGACUCAGAGGUCCUCCCUCACAAAAUCGGUUUCUUUUGCUGAGGAUAAAAGUAAAGGGAAGACCCAAGAAAAAGGGGACGAGGGUGUUGUUGCGCAAGAAGAGACGGAGAAAAUGAAGGAAGGCAAACAACAAAGCGCAAAGAAAGAGGAGAAACAACAAGGAACGAAGAAAGAAGAAAAACACCAGAUGCCUAAAAAAGAAGAGAAGCAACAGAGCACUUUGGAAAGGAAGGAGCGGAAAGAAAACAAACAUCAAAGAGAGGACAAAGCGCCUAGUUACGACACCAACAGCAAAGAGCGAAAGAGCAAAGAGAAGAAAGAUCACGGGAGCAUAGACCGGAAGGAGAGGAAGCAUCGCCACGCCCACAAAAGAAGCAGCCACAGAGGGAGUAAGGACGAGGAGCACAUGAUAUCCAACCUCUCUCUUGAAGACAUUCCUAUGGCGGACGAUCACAGCAACGAGUUACUCGAUCGGGUGGGCGUCACUGACAAGAAACCAAUUGUCUCAAGGAUGUCUAGUCUUUCCAGCAGUACACAAACCCCUUCAAACUUUUCUCUCGGUAAGUCUUCGUCCUCACCCAUUGUCACCCCCAGCUUGCUCGCAAAUCACCCUCGGUCAUUGCCGUUAAGUAAGGAUCACCACAAGACGGAGUUCUGCAAUUCGACGGCAUCAACCCCAGAAUCAUCGGCGCCACCUUGUCCUUUCCCUCAGCCUCUCUCAUUUUCUCGCCCGACGAGUCCUACAGUCAGGUCGUCAUCAUCCACUCUGCCGACAGUAGCGGAGAACCAUUCGACUGCUGCCUCGUCUCUCAAAGCAAUGCACAGACCUGGGUCCACACCAGGACCUCUGUCCCGCCAGGGAUCCAUGACAACUGUCCCGGAGGACCGCGCUGUAGUUGGCCCACCUCCAUCCCGUCCAGGCGUAUUCGCCAUCAGUCGACAGAACUCCUCCCCAAAUAUACCACUCCAACGGCAGAACUCUGGCCCUUCAAUACCUCUGCAAAGACAGUAUUCGCUGGGAAUGGUGCCGGAAGAGAGCCGCCUGCCACGACAGGAGUCUCUGAUGUCCGUCCCAGAAGAUCGACCCGUAGUCGACCAGACUCUGCCGCUGUCACCAUCCCAGUCGAUGACCAACUUCCCUCUUUCGCCCAGCGUCUCUGCCUCGACGGUAAGUGAGGCCGUGCGAAGGGCAGCCAGGGCAUCCAUGGAGUUAGUGACGGGACCAGUGCUGGCUGGGUCUGCCAUGCAGGAGGCAGCAGCCACGGGCACUCUGGCCGUCUUGACUGACCCCGAAGAGGAACUCAGUCCUACGGCUACGUCGACUCUCAAAAAGGAGCAUAAGUCCCAAAAGGAUGUCGAUGGGGUGGUCCUCUAGACUACAGAUAUUGUAACCCUAAUAUUUUUUUUAUAUAUAAAUCCGAGAAAGGGGCCCUUGGAAAAUCUCACGAAACGCAGGCUAUAGGAUUGGCGUGAUGUCUUCCCUUCUUUUCUUUUAGGUCUCGUAGGCAAGUAGUUUGAAAAAAAAAAAAACAAAGUCGGAAAAUUAAAACAUUUCAUCCAUCUGAAAGCUGCAUGAACCACUUUGAAAUGUGUAUACUGUAUAUGUAUAAUGUAAAUGUGCAUUUGCAUGCUUAUAUGUUUAUAUAGUGUAUAUGCAAGUGGCUAUGUGGUAUCUACAAUUGAUGGAAAAGUGUAAUUAAUAAAAUGGUUUUUAAGAAAUUAUCAUAACUUGACUAAGAGUUUAAGAGCUGUUGCGACCGUAAGAGUCUUUUGAACAAAAAACGAAAAGAGCUCAUUACGUCGUAUGACACUCUUUAACAAAUUUACAAAUAUACAGAGCCAUAUGUAGUACCAUACUGGAGCAGUAUGUAGGGUAUUUCGUGGUCUAUUAAGAUUUAAUUUCCCAAUUUUUUCUUUUACUUUAUCUUCGUGCAUGACCAAAUAUGUUUUUAAUCUUAAUAUUUCCGUGAAAUGUUGUGCUUUGAAAUAACGAAUCUAUUUAUGUGAGUAUUUAAUACGAAUAAUAAAUGGAAAACUGGU